Messenger RNA from Alternaria arbusti, 300 nucleotides. RefSeq lists its product as uncharacterized. The transcript is spliced from 2 exons. The record is from RefSeq and is a predicted model, not a curated record. NCBI's taxonomy places the organism in Eukaryota, Fungi, Ascomycota, Dothideomycetes, Pleosporales, Pleosporaceae. The coding region runs from base 1 to 300 and encodes 99 amino acids.
AUGGCCGACUCGUUACACACUGUUGUCGAACGCGAUGGCAUCCUUCCCAAUAUCGUUUACAAGGUCAGCAUUCCCAUGACAGACGCCGCUUGGGUCAGCUACAACCAAGUUCUCGCUACAUUCGGGUUCGCCAAUGGUGUGAAUGACAUGCUCAUUGCGGGCUCCGACAAUUUCGACAAGUACACAUACAUGAUCGAUGAUGUGAGCGCAGAACACGAGCAAGGCUGGAAGAUCUGGAAGAAUACAUGGAUCGAGAAUGGAUCUGGCUAUGUCGGAGUGGCCAAGGAUAUUGUGCAAUAA